Molecule: messenger RNA, 3307 nt
Organism: Lolium perenne
Lineage: Eukaryota; Viridiplantae; Streptophyta; Magnoliopsida; Poales; Poaceae
Source: RefSeq, a predicted model, not a curated record
CUAUGUGCACACGGAGGAUUUUUUAUCGCCUGCCAUGCUCUGGUGAAGCGAGUGUGGCUGCAUACUUGCUGUAGUCCAUUUGUCCAGUCAACAGUCAACAGUCAACAACUUUAAAUGAAGAAGCGCUUUUCCGGUUGUGGCCUACUCAAUGAGAAGACUCAGUCAUCAAGAUGGUUAGUGCUGUCCCAGACACACAGGGGCCUCCCUUUUCCAUAGGUUCUUCUGGAAUGCAUGUCAACUUUGUUGACCAGAAAAGCAAGAGGAAGAAAAACAGAACUUUGCAGGAGUAUUUGCUUGGAUCAUAUAAAUCUAGGCAAGGUAGGCACUUGUGUCAGAGAGUUUCAAGACCACUGGCCUGACUAGAUAUCAAUUCCCUUGUGGCAUACUGUAUAUGCAUCUGCAAAGCCAUCAUGGCGAACUCCUCUGUGCUUCCUCGUUGGGGUGCCCUUCCGGCUUUAAUUGUCCUUUCUGUGCUUGCAGUCCUUGUAUCAGACGUUGAAGGAGAAAACCAGUGUCCUCCUUUCUCCUGUGGCGAUCUUCACAACAUUUCCUACCCUUUCCGUCGUCCAGGCGACCCAGCUGAGUGUGGUGUGGCGUCAUACGAACUGGUUUGUAGCAAUAGCAAGGCUAUAAUUGACAUCAACACAGGAACAUACUAUGUGACUGGCAUCAACUAUACCGCUUCAUACUUCUGGGCUGUAGAUGCCAACUUGGAUAUGAAUAGCAGCUGCCCUCUUCCUCAGUGGAAUCAACUUCCUUAUCCUUCCUGGCGACUUGUUUCAAGCCAGCUUAUUGAUUUGGUAACUGGAGGCACUUGGGCAUGCUUUCUGAACUGUUCACGAGCAAUAACGAACAAUAGUCGGUACAAGCCUGUUACAUGCCUGAGUACGACCAAUUCAUUUGUUUAUGUCUUAGCUAGUCGCUAUUGUAGCAUCGGACAGCUUGAACCAUCUUGUGGAUACUUGGCCAUGAUUCCCUUUGGUCUCCGCGAUAAUUUUCAAUCAGGUCUACAGGGUCAGGAUGCAAGUUAUGCAGGUAUUUCAGAAUUUACACGGAAGGGUUUUGCUGUUGGAUUUCCUGUUGGUGAAAAUUCCAGGAAGUAUUCAUUUCCUGAGAUCAUCAAAAAAUGCCUUAAUAACUCAACCAGCUACUUCAAGCAGCAAAUAUCUGGCGCAGGCAUCCUGCAUUGGGCACGAGCUUUUUUCUGGAGUGAUAUACAUUUCUUAGAAUGCUUGAUAGUUUGUGAUUCCUCAACAGUAUCCUUAAAUGUGCUUGGUAGAGCCAUAAUAUCUUUCCCCAAGUUCCUUGCUGUAUUAUGCAGGUUCGUGUUGGCGCCCCUGACCGUAGUGAUUUUUCUUGCCUUCAAGUACUGGAAAACAAAUAUAACAGUCAAUGGAGUUGACAAGUUCUUACGGAUGCAAGAAAUGCUAGGACCAAUGAGGUAUGCAUACACUGACAUCACCGCAAUCACAAGCCAUUUCAGAGACAAGCUGGGCCAAGGGGGCUACGGCUCCGUGUAUAAGGGUGUUUUGCUGCCAGGCGAUGUCCAUGUCGCUGUCAAGAUGCUAGAGGGCAAAGCCAACUGUGACGGAGAAGAUUUCAUCAGUGAGGUCUCCACCAUUGGUAGGAUCCACCACAUCAAUGUGGUGCGCUUAGUGGGAUUCUGCUCAGAGGAAACGAGGAGAGCGCUGGUCUAUGAGUACAUGCCUCAGGGUUCUCUAGACAAGUACAUCUUCUCAUCAGGAAAGAGUUUCUCCUGGGACAGGCUCAAUGAAAUUGCUUUGGGCAUUGCAAGAGGGCUCGACUAUCUGCAUCAAGGGUGCGAUAUGCAGAUAUUACACUUUGACAUCAAACCACACAACAUCCUUCUUGAUAGCAAUUUUGUCCCAAAAGUUGCUGAUUUUGGUCUUGCCAAAUUGUACCCAAGGGGAAACAGCUUUGUGCCUCUGAGCGUCUUACGGGGAACUGUUGGGUACAUAGCUCCUGAGAUGAUAUCUCGGAGCUUUGGUGUCAUAUCUAGCAAGUCCGAUGUUUACAGUUUUGGGAUGCUGCUACUGGAGAUGGCUGGAGGGAGAAGGAACGCUGAUCCAAACGCAGCAAAGUCAAGCCAAGCCUACUACCCAUCGUGGGUGUAUGACUGCCUGACUGAACAAGGAGUGGAUGAAAUAUCUCUUGCUGCUGAGAUGCAUGAGUUGGAGAGGAAGCUCUGCAUUGUCGGGUUAUGGUGCAUUCAGAUGAAAUCUCAUGACCGACCGGCAAUGAGUGAGGUCAUAGAGAUGCUGGAAGCGGGCAUUGAUAUCCUGCAAAUGCCUUCGAGGCCCUUUUUCGGUGAUGAGGGGCGCAUCCAUGUGGAGGAUUCUUACCACUUGUCAUCCGAGCUGACUGCGAUCUCGGAGGAGGAUGAGCAGAAUGCACAUCUGUGAGGCCUGCAAUAAUAUAUCUUGAUUUCAAACAAAGCGGAGCUACAGCAUGACGGAGGUUCGAGAUAUGAUCGACGGGUAAUGUUCAUCUCAUCUAUAAAUCUAUUUUUUCGUCGUUCUAGCUAUAUGAGUCUAAUUUAUCGGGAAUUCAUAGGGCAUUCUUCAAGUUCUGUUGUUGACAAGGGAGGGAGCAGCUUAGACGAUAUGACUCUUACGUGCCCAGCAGCCACCAUCAAAUUUCUGUGCACUUUAUGUGUGCACAUGCAGAUACUCCUUGGUAAAGCAAAGGGACAGUUGAUCCAAUGGUAUGCCAAUUUUCCAAUACCUGCUUGAUGCUAACCAUGUUUAUCAGAUACCACGAUGACAUGAAUACUAUAUAUAUACAUAUAUCUUCUAUAUGUGUACAGAUUCUGCCUAUCGAUGAAAUUUCCUGGAACUCAUCGAGCUUAUCUGAAUAUGAAUCUAGAUACUGGAUUGCAUGACUGUCCAUGUACACCUGAGCAUGAAAACUUGCUUAGUUAAUCUGUGGAAUAUAUGCAUGCGUUACCUCUGGUACAAGAAUUAUAUGCGACUGCAUGAAAUGUAAUUAUCUUUUUUGUUACGUAAUCUGCAAAAGGCUGAAUCGGAUAAAUAUUCAACGUAGGCAAUUGGCAGAAAAGUAGAAGGAAAACGACUUGAUUCAACCAACUAAUCGACAAUCGACAUGCUCCAUCCUAACAUCGGGGCGAAGCCAGAUUCAGAACCGAUGUUAUGUGUACCUGGAAAUUUCAAAUCAUUGUCAUUGCUCUUUAUCUGCUCUAAUAAUGAUAUGAUGUCCCUUCGUUUUCCUACAGUAAUAUCCUUUGACUGAUGUGCGUACCGUGGGUGGGGGCUGUAGAUACCCCAAA